Molecule: messenger RNA, 261 nt
Organism: Coniophora puteana RWD-64-598 SS2
Lineage: Eukaryota; Fungi; Basidiomycota; Agaricomycetes; Boletales; Coniophoraceae
Exons: 1
Source: RefSeq, a predicted model, not a curated record
GCGGAUGUGCAAGGGCUGGUGUACUACAAUGGCAUGUGCGGCUAUUGUGGCAAGAACAGGUGCCACCUUUAUUGCGGUAUGGUGGGACAACAAAAAUCAAACGGAACACAAUACUAUCCUGCUAUGCUCCGCCCAAGUGAUCCAUACAACGUCAAAGGAUGUUCUCAUGAUGACAUACUGUUGGCUUCUGUCCCUUCACCAGCAAGUGCACAAUAUUCUGCUAAUCUUGAGCAGCUAGUUUCCUCUCCAAGUCUUGCAGAG